AUGGAUUCUAGUACGCCGUCCGACUUAACGAAUGCUACAGCUUCCACGCACCUGCUACCGAGAUUCAGCACCUAUGCCGUAUUUACGGGCUGCUUUGUUAUAUACUUGCUUGGGCUGGCAAUCUACAGGCUGUACUUGACCCCGUCGGCGAAGUUCCCUGGGCCACGGCUAGCAGCACUCUGUUACUGGUACGAGUUUUAUUACGAUGUCUGGCCUCACGAGGGACAGUACACAUGGAAGAUUCGUGACCUGCACGAGAAAUACGGCCCCUUUGUCCGCAUCAACCCUUGCGAAGUCCAUUGUAACGAUCCAGAUUUCUUCAAUACCUUAUAUGUGAGCUCGGCGAAGAGGACGACAGACAAGUGGAUAUGGGCAGUUCGACAGUCCUGGACGCGCAACUCAUCGUUCAAGACCCUGUCGCAUGAUUUACACAAGCGGCGCAGAAACCAAGUAGCUCCGUUCUUCUCAAAGUCAUCGAUAAGAAGGCUGGAGCCUCUCAUUAUCAACAAGGUCAACAAGCUGUGUGAAAGGCUCGAGGCAAAGUCGCAGCUGGACACGGCAUCGAACAAAGUGGUCAAUCUGACUCACGCCUUCAUGGCUCUUACUGGCGAUGUCAUCAGCACAGUUUGUUUUGGACAGCCUACAGGCUUUCUGGAUUUGGAAGACCUGGGCAGGGACUGGUAUGAGGGCCGCGUCGUAGGCAGCCGGUCUAACCACCUGCUGCGACAAUUCCCAUGGCUCUUCCUCUUGCCGCUGGGCUGGAUCUCAGGUGGGAAGUCGAGAGUUGCGGCCAGCCUCCAGUAUGCCCAACAGAAGCAAAAGGAGCUUCGCGAAAGGGUGACCCAACUAGUCGACGAGCACGACGCCAAGACUGCUGACGAGAAGUUGCCCGCUGAGCCUCAAGACAACAGUCUGCCCGCCACGGUCUUCGUGUCCAUGCUCGAGGCCGACGUGCCGCCCUCCGAGAAAAAUGCCUCUCGGCUGACGGAGGAGGCCUUCACGCUGACAGGGGCAGGAACAAUGACCACUGCGAACGCCCUCAACUCGAUAGUCUACUACGUCCUCAGCCGGCCUGACUGCCUCGCCCGUCUCAAGGACGAGUUGCGCGCCGCGUUCCCGGACCCCUCAGCGAUCAGCUCGUCUGCGGAGCUCGAGAGGCUGCCGGUCUCACCCUUCGAGGACUACUCGUACAGUCGCCCGGACGGCCACGUCGAGAUCAUACCACAUGGCGUACCUGUUGGGAUGUCUUUCAUCGAUAUACUAGAAGACGAGGAGAUCUUCCCGGAUCCUCACGCUUUCAAACCUGAGCGUUGGUUGCCGGCGGUAUUGCCCCGGGACCAGACACGCGAUGAAGAAGAGGAGACGGCUGAUGAUCCGGUGGCACGCCGGCGGAAGUGGGCGGUUUCUACUGUGUUUGGUGGGGGGUCGCGGAUGUGCAUCGGCCUACACCUCGCUUGGUCUGAGAUGUACUUGACCGUCGCCACUCUUGUGUCGCGAUUCGGUGACCGGAUGGAGUUAUACGACGUUGAAUUCGAGCGGGACAUCAAAGUCGCCAUAGAUGGCUUCGAUGCCUUCCCUGGGCGAGGCCAUAAGGGACUGCGAGUGACGAUGCUGCCGGAAUAG
Messenger RNA from Diaporthe batatas, 1623 nucleotides. RefSeq lists its product as uncharacterized. The coding region runs from base 1 to 1623 and encodes 540 amino acids. Gene Ontology annotation, molecular function: oxidoreductase activity, acting on paired donors, with incorporation or reduction of molecular oxygen; heme binding; monooxygenase activity. Lineage: Eukaryota; Fungi; Ascomycota; Sordariomycetes; Diaporthales; Diaporthaceae. The transcript is spliced from 5 exons. The record is from RefSeq and is a predicted model, not a curated record.